Cottoperca gobio is the source of this 5350-nucleotide messenger RNA. It is a transcript of the gene lats1, whose product is annotated as large tumor suppressor kinase 1. Gene Ontology annotation, molecular function: ATP binding; protein serine/threonine kinase activity. The record is from RefSeq and is a predicted model, not a curated record. NCBI's taxonomy places the organism in Eukaryota, Metazoa, Chordata, Actinopteri, Perciformes, Bovichtidae. The transcript is spliced from 8 exons. Gene Ontology annotation, biological process: hippo signaling; positive regulation of apoptotic process; G1/S transition of mitotic cell cycle. Bases 301 to 3576 code for a protein of 1091 amino acids.
UCUUCGUCUGAGUCGUUGCUGUUGUACUUGUCAUUCAGACAUCCCAGGAAUUCAACACGACUAGGAACCAGCCAGCUCGACACAACAAGGACAUUUUAAGUUAAAAUCACGUCCUUGUCGCCGUGAAAGGUCAAGGAAAAUAUCGGUUGUUGUCAAAAUAGGACAAGUGUCGAGGAAAGCGGCAGCUACAGACACUGCAGCAUGCAGAUGUCAGAUUAGACCACCUGCUACCCUUUGCUGCUACACUGGACUGAGUGGCAUCCUCUUCAUCCCCUUCAUCGUCAUCAUACAUGCUCUUACAUGAAGAGAGGGGAGAAACCCGAAGGAUACAGACAGAUGAGACCCAAAACAUUCCCCGCCAGCAACUACAGCGGCAACAGCCAUCACAUGCUGCAGGAAAUACGGAACAGCCUGCGCAAUUUAUCCAAACAAUCGGACCCCCCUAAAGCGGACUUUGGUGGAGCUGUAAAAAUGCCUCCUGAGGACCCAAGGCAACAGGGGCGCAGCAACAACCCCAAAAACCCCCACCACAAGGCCUUACAGGAGAUCCGCAAAUCCCUAAUGCCUUUUGCCAAUGAGCCCAGUACUUCAGGCUCUGAGGUGAACAAACACAUGUCUCUGGAACCUCCCUUUGCUGGAUUUGAAGAGCAGAGCAACAGUCGCAGUAUGGGGGCAGUUAUAGACUACUCGGGUAAGGUGAGCUACCAGGACUCAAUGAGGGAACAGAUGCUUGCUGCCAACCCCAACACUACAGGUCUGAAAGCCCCAGGAGCUUCUCAUAUCCAGCAGGCUGUGCUGAGGAGGCCGAGCUGGAAAGGCUCUAAGGAGUCUUUGGCGCCUCGUCAUGUUCCUCUCAUGGUGGAUGGAAUGAUGUACCGCUCAGACAGCCCCGGACCUCCUCCUGCCUUUCCACAGGGUCAUCCUGCUAACAAUCAGAGAGUCAAUCCUCCACUGCCACCUCAGGUGCGCAGUGUCACACCUCCACCAAACCGAGGUGCCAUGCCUCCUGCAUCAUCCUGGGACAGCAACCCAUCAACCAAGCGCUUCUCUGGCAACAUGGAUUACCUUGGGCCCCGCAUCUCUCCGAUACCACAGGGGGCCUGGCCUGAUGGGUACCAAUCGUCAGCACCUCAGAAUCAACGUGGGAUCAGCCCAGUCCCUGUGGGCCACCAGCCCAUCAUAAUGCAGAGCUCUGGGGGGAAUAAGUUCACCUUCCCCUCCAGCUGGACUCAGAAUGGCUCCCCUCAGCCAGACUACAUAACGGCGAGCAGCAGACAGCCUCCACCGCCGUACCAGAGCAGCCGGCACAGUCCCACUGAUCAGCAGAUGCAGUCAGGAGGACCUGCAUCCUCUCCCUCUUACGUCAACGGUGGAAAUAUUCCUCAGUCCAUGAUGGUUCCCAACCUUUACAACUUAGGUCCUCCUCAGUCCUGGUCCCAGGCUCCUCUGAACCCCAACCAGCCCCAGUCCUCCUCUGGCAACAACAGCAACCAGGAUCUGUCCCCGUCGUGGCAGCACAACGUGCCGGUCCGCUCUAAUUCCUUCAACAACCAUCAGCUGAACAGCAGACCGGCCCACCCAUCCAACUCCCAGCCCUCUGCCACCACGGUCACUGCCAUCAUCCAGGCUCCCAUCCUGCAGCCAGUCAAAAGCAUGCGGGUCCAGAAACCCGAGUUACACACCGCUGUCGCUCCCACACACCCUCCAUGGAUGCAUCAGCCUCCGCCGCCUCCAGCUGCACCUGCUUACCCAGAACCCCCAGCCCCUGUACCUCAGAUCCCUGUUCUAGCAGAAGUCCCCAGCUACCAGGGCCCCCCUCCGCCAUAUCCUAAGCAUCUCCUCCAACAGCAGGCUGCACCCUGCCCCCCUGCCUACGAUCCGGGGGUCAAUAAGCUCGGCACAGGCAGAGACGAGCCCGCUGAAGAGGAGAGCAGCAGCAGCGAUGGCUCCCGAGACAAGAUGACGGAAAGCACCGCAGCAACAGAGAAGGAGAAGAAGCAAAUCACGACAUCACCUGUUCCUGUCCGUCGCAACAAGAAAGACGAAGAACCGAGAGGGGAGUCCGGAAGAGUCGCUCUUUACUCCCCCCAGGCCUUCAAGUUCUUCAUGGAGCAGCAUGUGGAGAAUGUCCUAAAGAAUCAUCAGCAGAGGAUUCGGAGGAGGAAGCAGCUGGAAAGUGAGAUGCAAAGGGUGGGUUUGUCUUCAGAAGCUCAGGAGCAGAUGCGUAUGAUGCUCUGCCAGAAAGAGUCCAACUACAUCCGGCUAAAGCGAGCCAAGAUGGAUAAAUCCAUGUUCAAACGUAUCAAGACCCUCGGCAUCGGAGCUUUCGGUGAGGUGUGCUUGGCCAGGAAAGAGGACACGGGAGCGCUGUACGCCAUGAAGACGCUCCGCAAGAAGGACGUACUGCUGAGAAACCAGGUGGCUCACGUCAAGGCUGAGAGGGACAUCCUGGCUGAGGCAGACAACGAAUGGGUGGUGCGUCUCUACUACUCUUUCCAAGACAGGGACAACCUUUACUUUGUCAUGGAGUACAUCCCUGGAGGCGACAUGAUGAGCCUUCUCAUCCGGCUCGGCAUCUUUAAAGAAGAGCUGGCCCAGUUCUACAUCGCAGAGCUCACCUGUGCUGUGGAGAGCGUCCACAAGAUGGGCUUCAUCCACCGAGACAUCAAGCCGGAUAACAUCCUCAUAGACCGAGACGGACACAUAAAACUAACCGACUUCGGCCUUUGCACCGGCUUCCGCUGGACGCAUGACUCCAAGUAUUACCAGAGUGGUGACCACGUGAGGCAGGACAGCAUGGACUUCAGUAAGGAAUGGGAAGACCCGACCAACUGCCGCUGUACAGACCGCCUGAAGCCUCUGGAGAGGAGAAAGGCCCGGCAGCACCAGCGCUGUUUGGCACAUUCACUGGUGGGGACGCCAAACUAUAUCGCACCAGAAGUGCUGCUCCGAACAGGAUACACCCAGCUCUGUGAUUGGUGGAGUGUGGGUGUCAUCUUGUAUGAGAUGAUCGUUGGACAGCCUCCCUUCUUAGCAAACACACCUGUGGAGACGCAGAUGAAGGUCAUCAACUGGAAGAGCAUGCUGAACAUUCCCCCGCCAGCCAAGCUCAGCCCUGAGGCGUCGGAUCUCAUCAUUAAAUUGUGCCGCAGCCCAGAGGACCGCCUCGGCAAGGACGGUGUGGACGAGAUUAAAGCUCAUAAUUUCUUCAAGUCCAUCGACUUCUCCAGCGACCUGCGCCAGCAGGCGGCGCCGUACGUCCCCACCAUCGCUCACUCCACAGACACCUCCAACUUCGACCCCGUGGACCCGGAUAAGCUGUGGAGCAGCGACAGCGACGGCGAGGACAAACUCAACGACACCCUCAAUGGCUGGUUUCGCAACGGCAAACACCCCGAACACGCCUUCUACGAGUUCACCUUCCGCCGCUUCUUUGACGACAACGGCCACCCGUACAGCUGCCCCAAACCCAUCGAGUACGAGGGUUAUGACGGGGACGAGGCGGACUCGGAGGCCCCGGCGCAGGAGGCAGCCGCCAGCUCAGCGACUCAGAGUCGAGACCUGGUCUACGUGUAGCAUCUGAGCUGCUGCGCUGACUGUACAUAACGAGCUUGUGUGAGAGGAGGGGAAGGAACCGCUGCACAGAGGGAAGUAUGGAACGCUCCGCAGCACAUUAACAGACUUUGAUAUCAGAACUCGAAGUUGACACGACAAAUUUAAGGAAUAUUUCGGCAUUUUAGGAAAACAAACUUUGUUCAAGAGUUGGAUCGAUGACAGGGCUGUACCGAAUAAUUCAAACAUUGACGUUCAUAUCAUAAAUCCAUAUCCAAAUGCUGCGCAGCUUCUUCUUCUUUGCACGUCUAUUCAUUCUGUUGUAAACCCGGUAUUUCUGCACUACACUAAUAUUAUACUAUUUAUAAAAUUAGAUUCCAGUGGCGGCUGCGCAGGAUUGUUUCCACUCCGUGUUGAAAAACGUUUGCUCUCCCACUGCAGCACGCACCUGUUUUAACGAUUACAAUCUAACAUCACCAUAAAUUACAUUUAUAUAACAAUUUUAGGGUUAUAAAAUAUGAUGACAGACCUAUUAAAAGAAUGCAUUCGGUACAGCCCUACAGACGUAUCGAUCUGCUCAUCUAACUCAGAAUAUAUUCUGUACGAUGUACGCUGUACGCUGUACGCUCUACGCUGUACGCUCUACGAUGUACGCUGUACGCUCUACGAUGUACGAUGUACGAUGUUUGCUGACUGAGGAGCGGAGAGCAGAAAUUAAUCCUCUCUUUGCUGACUUAUCGCAAACUCUCCUUAAAGCCUUAAUUUAUUUAAGAACAUUGUAACUGGUGAUGCUAGUGUAGAUGCUGAUUUGAGUGUGGGAAUUUUUGUUGUUGGAAUUACAUUUAUUGGUUAAAAAAAAAAAAAAAAUAAAAAAAACAUCGUCUUAAUUUAUAUUUUAAUGUCUGUUGCAAUCGGGAUUUAGUUUUGUGACACAGAAAUUUGCAGGGAUAAAUUGCUCUAAUUCAUUGCUGUGCCUUUUUUGUUAUCUUUCACCAAAUAUAGAGAGGGUUAAUAAUCAGACUGGCAUUUUAAAAAUGAGAGUAGCAGUAGCUGAUUGAACUACAGUAGGGUUUUGUUUUAUUUUUCUAAUUUAUACUUAAAAUGUAUUUAUAAAUUAAGUUGUAUACAGUUGAUGUAAAUAUUUUUUCUCUUCCCUGUCAGCUGAUUUAUUUUUUCUUAGGGCGGGCCCUCGUCAGUGUCCCCUGCUGCCUUCUGUUAAUAUGUUGUCAGCUUUUCUGUCUCUACAAACACUAACUCACAGCUCGUCUCAACCAAAGCACUAAAUAGUUGGGUUUUUUACUUUUUACCUGCAAUAACUCACGUUUAAAAAACUAAAUAAAACAAUAAAUAACAAUCACAAGACUGUGAAUUUAGAUUUUGUGGUGUUGUUAUACUAUCUUCCAGAAAUGUCUGGCACAUAACCACUUCAUACUUUGUGUCCGAGGAUCUGGGAGAAGCUUAAAACCCGGUUCCUUCAGAAUAAUUGUCUUAUUUCCCGUCUGAGAAUCACUGCAGCCGACGCUCUUUGUGUUGAUUUGAAAUGAGAAACUGGAUUGAUGGACUGACACGGAGGAAAACCGAUGACUUUUGUAACCUGCUGUACUUUUUCUUUGUGUUUUAGGAAAAGAUCUCUGAAUGUAGUUAUGGACUUAAUGGUGACCACUGACAUUCUGCACUGGUUUUGUGUUUUCAUUGUGAGAGAAUUUUAUUUUUGUGUACAUUGUUGCUCCGGGAGGUUUGGUACAGGGAAGAGGGUGACGAAUAAAGAAUGUAAACAACAUGUUUUACAUGCAAACAG